Molecule: messenger RNA, 3437 nt
Organism: Gekko japonicus
Lineage: Eukaryota; Metazoa; Chordata; Lepidosauria; Squamata; Gekkonidae
Gene: MTF1
Product: metal-regulatory transcription factor 1
Exons: 11
Coding region: 97-2289 (730 amino acids)
Biological process (GO): positive regulation of transcription by RNA polymerase II; central nervous system development
Cellular component (GO): nucleus
Molecular function (GO): DNA-binding transcription activator activity, RNA polymerase II-specific; RNA polymerase II cis-regulatory region sequence-specific DNA binding
Source: RefSeq, a predicted model, not a curated record
UGGCACCGACGCGGGCGGGAGUCGGCUUGGCCUUACUAGGAGCCGGUAAGCUGUUGCUUAUUUAUCCUGCGACCCUACCUUGAAUUCCUCUGAACCAUGGGGGAACACAGUCCUGAGAGUGUCAUCUAUUAUGAAGUGGAGGAAGAUGACUUGACACAGGAGGAUAAACCAUUACGGUUUGUAGACAAGAAUGGCCUUGUCUCAUCUUUGUCACGGACGGUGUACGACAGAACAACAGUCCUCAUUGAGCAAGACCAUGGGUCGCUGGAGGAAGAUGAAGAUGAAGGGCAGUGUGGUGAUUCUCUGCCUUUUCUACCUGAAGGUCAUGAGGACAGGUUUCAUUUGAUAGCGGACCAUGAAGGAAUGUCCCAGGGUUACGUCCAGCACAUUAUUUCUCCAGAUCAGAUUCAUUUGACUAUCAAUCCUGGUUCGACUCCGAUGCCACGAAACAUUGAAGGAGCCACCCUCACAUUGCAAUCAGAGUGCCCUGAGACUAAGCUUAAAGAAGUAAAACGCUACCAGUGCACAUUUGAGGGCUGUCCUCGUACCUACAGCACUGCAGGCAACCUGCGCACCCACCAGAAGACGCACCGAGGGGAAUACACCUUUGUGUGUAACCAGGAGGGCUGUGGAAAGGCUUUCCUGACCUCCUACAGUCUCAAAAUCCACGUUCGCGUCCACACCAAGGAGAAACCUUUUGAAUGUGAUGUUCAAGGCUGUGAAAAAGCCUUUAAUACACUGUACAGGUUGAAAGCCCAUCAGAGGCUUCACACAGGGAAAACAUUCAACUGUGAAUCAGAAGGUUGCAGCAAGUACUUCACCACGCUCAGUGAUCUACGGAAACACAUUAGGACUCACACGGGCGAGAAACCCUUUAGGUGUGAUCAUGAUGGCUGUGGAAAGGCCUUUGCUGCGAGUCACCACCUAAAAACGCACGUCAGAACACACACAGGUGAGAGACCCUUCUUCUGUCCCAGCAAUGGUUGUGAGAAGACCUUCAGCACACAAUACAGCCUCAAGAGUCACAUGAAGGGGCAUGAGAAAGGGCCCUCCUACACUGUACUUGCCAACAGCAACAUCUCUGAGGAUACAAACCACUCGCUCUGCCUGAGUGACCUGAGCCUCAUGUCCACGGAUUCAGAACUGCGGGAUAAUUCUAAUCCAAUGCAUGGACAAGAUCUGAGCACCAUAUCACCUGCCAGCAUUUUUGAGUCCAUGUUCCAGAGCCCGGAGCCUCCUGCCACUCAGGAAGACUCUCAACAGACAGCCGCCUUGAUUGAAGGUGUCGGUGGUGAUGCAGACUCGGCCCCUGCCAGCCAGCCGUCAGCAGGAGAGGCCAGACCUUUAUCCCUGCCGCUCGUUCUGCAGCUUGGUAUCUCUGAGCCCGCUCACCCUGCACCACCACCCCCUGCCCCCGCCAGUCCUCCACGGGAAGCAUACGGAACCCCUGCUGCUCUCUUACAGACCCCAGAAGUGCCUGCUCCUAACAGCACAUUCUUUGCCGCGAACCCUCAGAACUUCCUGCAGCCUGUUCAGCCGCCUCUGCAGCCCCUUGGGACUGGGCUUCCUGUUGUCACGGGUGCCCCCGCACAAGCCGCACCCAGUGCUCCCGAGGUGCUGCCUGGGGGGGUUCAGACCAUGCCUCUCAGAGGGAGUUCUGUGCUGUCUGGCAGUCCAACUAUCACCAUCACCCCUUCGCAAAGUGCGGCCAUUCUGCAGUCCAGCAUUGUCAUGGGAGAGCAGAACCUCCAGUGGAUUCUCAACGGUGCCAGCAGGAUGUCCCAGAACCAAGAGCAAAUGCCACAGGCCCCAGUGGUGGAGAAUGUCUUCUUUACUACUGCCUUGCCCGUCGCUGGUAAUGCAGGGAGCUCCAUGCAGCAAAUCGGCCUGAGCGUACCCGUGAUCAUCAUCAAGCAAGAGGAAGCCUGCCAGUGCCAGUGUGCCUGCCGGGACAUGAGCAAGGAGAAAGCCAGCAGCAGCAGGAAGAACUGUUCCCCAUCUGACUCCAAACCUUCAGGGGAGCCUCCUGCGCCAGGACCUCAGCCCUUCCCCGUGGCUGCUGCUGCCGCCCCCUCCACUGCUGCCCUCUCUUCCACGUUGCCUCCUUCCUGCGAGCAAAACUCUCUGGCGGGGAAGCCAUCAGACUCGCAGACCCAGUCCCUAAGUGCCAUGGAUGUUUCCGACUUCCUCUCCCUCCAGAGCCAGGAGGCCUCCUCCCCACUGAUCCCCAUUGAAGCCCUGCUGCAGGGGGAGGAAGAGCUCGCCCUUGGCAGCAGCUUCCCCAAGUGACGCCCUCCUGAUCCCGAGGAGAAGGUUCAGCAAGAGCCUGCUGUGCUCCCUGGCCAUUGAGUCCUGUUCUUAGGAGAAGAGGCCUGUCUGGAGGAAAAAGGCAAAGAUGCGUCGGAACCGCUGGGCCACUAUCUCUGUCGUGCCCCCUUCAGCUCCCUGUGAAUGAACGGGGGAAUCGGAGUCGUGUGGAAAGGACUGUUUGGGCUGGCGCUGCCUAUUUGCACAUAGCUUGGUGGAGGCUGGGGAAUGGUGCGGGCAGCAGGUCGAAGUCCUUGUUACAGUCUUCAGCAGAGUGUGCACUAUUAUGGGGGGGGUGAGGGGAACGGCGAGACGGGCUUCCAUUCGAGAGGCAACUGCACUUUUCAAGAUGGUGUCACCAACUUUCAGGGCCAGGGAGGAAGCGAGCUCACACUCCUUCCCAAAGGAGUUUUCCUCCCUGCUUGGAAGAUCUAGAAGUCUAAGCGAGGCACAUCUCCUCAGAGUUUGCACUGGAGUAAAACACUCUGUAGAGGCAGCCAGGUCUUCAGACUCACUCUCUCUUUCUCUCUCUCUCUUUCCUGCUUGGUAGUUGAGUGCCACUCUCAGGAGCAGCGGCCUGGGUGUUUACACAGACAUUGGUGGCUCAUUUGCACUGUUUCAGCUUUACCAGAACCACUUGCCCAAGCACAGUCGCUUUGCAGUGUAGCAAACACAGCCAUAGGCGCUUGGCAGGUUUCUUUCUGUAGGUGUGCAGCUUUGACUGUGGAAGCCUAUCUGUCCUACAGGUAGAUGUUGCUCUUGCCACAUAGGAAUUGCCCAGCCAGUUGGGGAAAAGCCCUCUUAGACGAUGCUGCCCAGCCCUUGGGCAAGUGAAUGCCAGUCUCUCUCCAGGGAGGAGUAGGUAUUGACAGCUUCCCACUUGCUUCCUCUAGGCUGUCAGGCAGUUCCAUGCCUGCUCAGUUCUGCCCUCCGCAUGCUGCUAUGGAAAUUGCAUCCACCUUUCCUUCUAACUUUACUCAGGGUAAAAUUGUAACACAGAUUCCCUUCACACCAAAGCCUGUAGUGCUCUGGGAAGCAUCCUCUCCUUUUCUAGCAUUCGAAUAUCCAGUCACUAAUUAGGAAGUAGGUGCUGUUUUGAGGGCUCUGCCCAACUGCGUCUGGGUUUGUGG